CAGAAUUUCUUCAAUCCCAUCACCUCGGUCCACUCAUGCUGUCGAUGAUGACUACUUGGACAAAUUCAACACGAUAUUGGUCGGCGCUUUUUGCUUGACAAUAUCUCGCCCACUCACGUUUAUUCCAAGUACAUAUCCAAGAUUCAUUGACCAUGGGGUCGUCUACAUAAUUACCGUACCACUCCUCUCGAUGACAUAUGCUUCAUUGUCAACACUUCUCACUCGACAGGCCGCACCAGCAGCACCCACCUCUCCGAAGCGUGGUCUUGUACACGUCCCCUCCUCCUUACAUCCCACCGACGACAUAAUAUGGAAACCAGCACACGGUUCCCACCUAACAUGGUACUACAACUACAAAGCCGCACCCUCACCAUCCUUUGCCGACCAAAAAGACCUCGAGUUCGUGCCCAUGCUAUGGGGCGCCUCCGAUAGCUCCCAAGGCACACCUUUCCUCGACGCUGUCACCGCACAGCUCGAAUCCGGCGCAAACAUCACCCACGUCCUAGGCUUCAACGAGCCCGACGGGCCCUACAUCUACGGCGGCUCCAACAUCUCCCCCAUCACCGCCGCCUUGGUCUGGCAGCGCGAGAUCGAGCCCCUCAAGAAACUGGGCGUCAAGCUCGGUGCUCCGGCCGUCACGGGGAGCCCGAAUGGAUUUGAGUGGUUGGCCGACUGGCUCGAGGCGUGUGGCGGUGGGUGUAAUCCCGACUUCAUUCCUGUACAUUGGUACGGGAAUUUCGAGGGCUUGGCCAGCCAUGUUGGACAGGUCACUGCGACGUUCCCCGGGUUGAAGGUCUGGGUUACCGAGUGGGGUUGUGUGGAUCAGGGGUUGGCGGAGACGCAGGAUAUGUAUGCGGAUUCGGUGGCUAUGCUGGAUCGAUGGGAGGCUGUUGAGCGGUAUUCUUAUUUCGGCGCGUUCCGCUCCGAUGUCUCGAACAUUGGGCCGAAUUCUGCCAUGUUGACCGAGAAUGGCGCGCUGACGGAUAUUGGGUCCUGGUAUAUGGGCGGUAGCGCUACGGGCGCGAUACCUCACGGGAGCAAUGCCUCGUUCAUCACUCAGUCUGGGUGGUCGCGUGUAUUGUUGACUUUUGUAGCCGGAGCUAUUGCUACUGGUAUGCUGUGGUGA
This is a messenger RNA of Periconia digitata, 1126 nucleotides long. The record is from the annotation of a GenBank genome assembly. NCBI's taxonomy places the organism in Eukaryota, Fungi, Ascomycota, Dothideomycetes, Pleosporales, Periconiaceae.